AUCCUGCUACCAGGUGCUGGUCUACUACGAUCGCGCAGGCUACGAGAGGCCACCAAGAUCCCAUUUAAUUUUAGCAAUUAGGGCGGGUGUUCUAGAAGGUGUUCACGCGAUCUGAAAGUUAGCUUUUAGGUCUAGGACAGGACAGCAAGUUUGGUGUCAGAAGGGCUUGGGCAGAGUGCGAGAGAGGCAUGGGCCGGGCCAGGAAGGGCAAAACGGGCCGCGGCGCCUCCUGUAACCAAUAAGGCCUCGGCGCCGGGGCCUGGCGGGGGGCGGCCAUCUUGGUAAGGCCCUGAGCGGCGGCCGGCGCGGAGCUGACGCCGGUGGGGCUGCCAGAUUCGAAGGACACAACGAGUGAGUGACCGGUCAACGUGGAGCGAAAUCUAGCUCGGCCAGGGCCCCGCGCGGCGUGGGGGCGCCCGGUGGGCCUCGGAUGCGGCGCCGGCUCGCCCCCAGGAUGGUGAGGCGGCGAGCGCUGAGGCGCUGCCUGCAGUUGUUAACGCCCUCGGCGGAGCCGGUGCGGCGGAGCCGGGGGCGGAGAAACCCGGGCGCUGGCCACCGUCGCCCCUUCCGCUGCCCUGGGGCGCUGUGUCCGGGGGCGCUGUGUCCCGUAGCCGAAGAGCAGCAGCAGAGGCGGCGGCGGCGCGCGCACCUGACCGACCAUCGCGUCAGCUCUUCAGGAAAGGACAUGGAUGAAAAUGAAAGCAACCAGUCCCUGAGGACAAGUUGCCAAUAUCCUAAAGAAGCAGUAAGAAAGCGCCAAAAUUCACGGAAUUCUGGAGGAAGUGAUUCUUCUAGGUUUUCCAGGAAGAGUUUCAAACUGGAUUACAGACUAGAAGAAGAUGUAACUAAAUCAAAGAAAGGAAAGGAUGGGAGAUUUGUUAACCCUUGGCCAACAUGGAAAAAUCCCUCUAUUCCAAAUGUUCUCAGAUGGCUGAUGAUGGAAAAAGAUCACAGCAGUGUUCCAUGCUCCAAAGAGGAGCUCGAUAAAGAACUCCCAGUGCUUAAGCCGUAUUUUAUCUAUGACCCUGAAGAAGCUGGAGUGAGGGAAGCUGGCUUAAGAGUCACGUGGCUGGGACACGCGACAGUGAUGGUGGAAAUGGACGAGCUCAUCUUGCUCACGGACCCCGUCUUCAGCACUCGGGCCUCCCCGUCGCAGCGCGUGGGUCCCAAGCGGUUCCGUCGCCCCCCUUGCACUGUCGGUGAACUGCCCCGGGUAGACGCGGUCCUCAUCAGCCACAACCACUACGACCACCUGGACCACAGUUCUGUCGUCGCUUUGAACGAGCGGUUUGGUAACGAGCUGAGGUGGUUUGUGCCUCUGGGGCUCCUGGACUGGAUGCAGAAGUGUGGCUGUGAGAACGUGAUCGAGCUGGACUGGUGGGAGGAGAACUGCGUGCCCGGACACGACAGGGUGACGUUUGUGCUCACCCCUUCCCAGCACUGGUGUAAGAGGACUCUGACGGACGACAACAGGGUUCUCUGGGGCAGCUGGUCUGUCUUGGGGCCCUGGAACCGAUUCUUUUUCGCAGGAGACACUGGUUAUUGCUCUGCUUUUGAAGAGAUAGGAAAAAGAUUUGGACCUUUUGACCUUGCAGCUAUUCCCAUUGGAGCGUAUGAACCAAGGUGGUUUAUGAAAUACCAGCAUGUAGACCCAGAAGAGGCUGUAAAGAUUCACAUUGAUGUGCAGACAAAGAGAUCUGUGGCAAUUCACUGGGGAACUUUUGCCUUAGCAAAUGAGCAUUACUUAGAACCUCCAGUGAAACUGAGUGAGGCUCUAGAGAGAUAUGGACUUAAGGCUGAAGAUUUUUUUGUCUUGAAGCAUGGAGAGUCAAGAUACCUUAACACUGAUGACGACAACUUGGAGUAAAUGUGAGCACAGGAGCUUCUAAUGAAAAAGGCAUCAUCUGAUAUAAAUCUAAAAAGACUAAGAAAUUCAUGAAUAUUACGAUUUUUUACAUUUGGAAACAGCUUCUGCAGGUCUGUGUUCUAUGUUGCAACCUGCUUACUAAUAUGAUUGCCAGUUCUUAUAAACAGAGAAGAGUUCGAGGUGGGUCAUUUAAAUAAUGAAGGCUAAUGUGGAUUUUAAGUCAUGUCUCAGUGACAUAAACAUUGCAAUGGAAUUUUUUUUACUAAAGCAUUCUACUUUAGUGGUAGAGUUUUGAGAUUAUGAAAAACUGAUUUUAAAAACUCAUUUCUGUUCUUCUCUUCUUAGGGGCCUUCUGCACGGUAAGUCAAGGCUGUCUGCCUACUUAGAUUUUCUCACAGGCCUGCACAUAGAAACAUAUUUCUUACAUUCAUGUUAGAGCAAAUGAUGACAUUGAUUCCCCACAUGGUUAUAUGCCAAAUGUUAAGUGAUUUAUUUUUUUAAACAUAAAAACAUAGGAGUUUGGGCUAAGUUACCAUUUUUUUUAUAGAGAGGAAUAAUAUACUAUGUGGCAUAUCUACAAUCCCCAAAUCAAAAGCCCUCUGAGCUGGGCAGAGGAAGGGGAAGUGUGGUUAUGAGAACAUGAUUUGUGAAAUGUUCUAUUUUUAAUCUAAAAGUCAGACCUGCUCAGCACGAAUAUAGCUGCAAGGAAAUAAUUUACAAAGAUAAAUGCAGAUCUUAAAUGUUAAUAGACCAUAUACUUUGAGUUAAAUUUUAUUCUUUCCAUAUUCCAUCUUCUCUCUAUAUAUAUAUACUCAUUAUUUUUUCUGGUUUCUUAGCUCAAACCCCAGUAUGUCAGUGAGCUUAUAAGAAAUAUUUUCUGUUUUACAUGAUUCUCUUAUAUUUUUAUAUUACACGAUCCUUGAGCACGGUUCUACUUUUAUUAAGCCAGUGUGGAAUAUUAGUGGUUAAAAAAGAGACAGUGAUUCUGGGAGUCCACUGCCCUGAGUUUUAGUCCUAGACACGCUCUACAUGCACUCCAUUACUCUGAACCUUCCUAAAUGAGAGAGCUGAUUAGAGGCCCCUUCUGUCUUCCCAAUCCAGCCUCAGUGAAAUGAACUUUAUUCAUACAAAAUAAUCAAAAUAGGUUUCCUACACCAAAUGUUACCCAGGUAGUGCCCUGUAAUUUAUUUUCACAUAUAUAUGCAUGUUAGCCACUUAAUCUGAAUUUUAAUCCUGCUUCCACCUUGGAUUUUCUGUGUGCCCUAAAACAAGUCACCUAAGCUCAAUGUGCCUCAGUGUCCUCAUGUGCAUGCAACAAGAGGAUGAUUUUCACCUACCUCCAAAAACUGUUAAGAAUAAAUAAGUCUUUUAAAAAAAAAAAAAAAAAACACUUUGAAAAUAUAA
Balaenoptera musculus (blue whale) is the source of this 3271-nucleotide messenger RNA. It is a transcript of the gene NAPEPLD, whose product is annotated as N-acyl phosphatidylethanolamine phospholipase D. The transcript has 5 exons. Gene Ontology annotation, biological process: N-acylphosphatidylethanolamine metabolic process; N-acylethanolamine metabolic process. NCBI's taxonomy places the organism in Eukaryota, Metazoa, Chordata, Mammalia, Artiodactyla, Balaenopteridae. The record is from RefSeq and is a predicted model, not a curated record. Bases 431 to 1867 code for a protein of 478 amino acids. Gene Ontology annotation, molecular function: N-acylphosphatidylethanolamine-specific phospholipase D activity; zinc ion binding. Gene Ontology annotation, cellular component: cytoplasm; membrane-bounded organelle.